AUGGAAGCGCCAUCACUGGAGAGGACCCUGACAGGCAGCACCGGGGCCAGUGCGGAGACCGAAGCCAGACUACAGGGCCUGGUGCGUGAUCUUUUUCAUCUGGCAGAUGUAGAUUCCAAUGGAACCAUUCAGUUCAAAGAGUUCAUCGACCACCACAACCGUGUCCUGGAGAUGGCCAGCGACUCCUUAGGACGAGCCGAGGUUCUCACAGGUGAAGAGGCUCAGAAGCUCUUCAGACAGGCGGACAAAGAUCACAACCAUCGCUUGGACAAGGAGGAGUUCUUCGACUACAUGCACGGCUUGCUCAGUGUGGUGGGGCUGAAGCAGUUCGAAAGCAUCUGCGCCACCCUGGUGGCCGAGGAGACUUUGCGACGGGCCGUGAUCGCCGAGGGCUUCGACCGAAAGUCCUCGGAGCGCUUGUUGGAGCAGGCUGGGGUAGCUUGGUUCUACAAGCAGCCAAUGAAGGACCAAGCCUUGUCUUUCUUGAAAGCCAGAGCUGACCCCAACGUCACUGACAAGAAUGGCACCUCCGUCCUCCUGAACGUCACCGGCAAAACGGACGCCCAGUUCGCUUCGCAGCUGAUUGCGGCCCGCUGUGACCCACAGCGUCACAACAAGGACUUCGACUGCCCAUUGUUUCGGGCCGCCAAGGCGAGACAUAUCGAUGUGAUGAAGGUGCUACUGGGGCAGGAGUGGGCACCACCUGAGGAGGACGACGGAGAGAAGUCCCCUGCCAAAAGGGCGCCGGCGCAAGUGAAUGAGGAAUUGGUGAAACAAAUGCACGAUCUCACUGGCGCACAAAUCCGGCAGCUGGUGGCCAAACGAGCGGACGUGAAUUAUAAAGCUCUAAACGGCUGGACCCCGUUGACGCUGGCCGUUUUUCAUGGCAAGCUCGAUUGUGUGGAGACUCUAGUGAAGCUGCAAGAUCCGAUGAAAGGCAUCAAACUUCAGCUACAGGGGAAGAAUGCGAAGGGCCGCGCACCCCUGCAUUUGGCGGCCCGCAAAGAUAUGCCCGAGAUCGCUCAACUGUUGCUGAAGAACGGCGCAGAUCCCGACGUCCGCGACAUGGAUGGCUGGACCCCGCUGCACCACGGCUGCUUCAAUGGCAACUCUAUGGUGGUGCGUGCGUUGCUGCAGGGGGGAGCCAACUUGCUGAUCCAGGGUGUUGGAGGCUUCACCGCCUUCCUGGUCACCCGCUUGCCGCAGCGCGCCUGCGAUCUGAGCGAUUCCACCCUGGACUCGCUGAAGCCGCAGGAGGGGGUGGACUUCCAAAAGCGCUUGGUGCCGAUCUUUAAAGGCGAAGAGAUGACGGUGUUGCAAAAGAUCGAAGAGCUUCUCAACCUUCCAGGUGUCAAUCAGAUGCCCGAGCGCCUCCGAUUGCACGAGCAGUUCUUUCAUCCCCUGCAGGGGCCCAACAAGGUGAAGCUGAAGUUGGUUUGGAGUACCUUGAUCUCUCCCCUCAUCCCGCGCUUGCGCACGGGCGCCGUUGACAUGGAAGUCACGCCCAACCCGCAUCUGUCGGAGGAGGGGAAAGCCGAGUACCUGGCGGAGGUGAAACGGAGGCAGACCUUGCAGAAUGAUUUCUUCAAGCAAUGGCUGUAUGACACCCGUGGGCCCCGGCCAAACUACUAUUGGAAGUUUGACAACCGAGAAGCUUACAGGACAGAAUUGAACAAUUUGCUUCAGCUGGAAUUGGCUGAGUACCGUAUGGAAUUUGACAAACUCUAUGAAAAGAUGGUGGACGAAGAAGAUUUCGGGUCAGAACUAGCUGAUAUCGAAGCAGAAGUGGUGCUGGACAAAUCCGUAUUGAGCCAGCUGCGAGCUCAUCACUUUCCACUCUGGGUGGAACAAUUGGAUUUGGUGGAGGCCUUGGAUCAACUGCGUACUGUGGGGGCUGCCGGCUUUGCUGGCCUCAAGGAUGACCACGUUGCCCUGUUGAACUUGGUGGAGCAACUCACCAUUUCGCAUAACCUGAGAUGUGGCAGGAUGUUCUGGCGAAAUGCCUACCGCACCUGGCUUCUCCAGUUGGCCCAGAUGUCGGAUCACGAAGACAAAUUCAAUGCAGAGAACCCUUCCUUGCCGGCCACCUAUCGCCACGGUCCUGUGAAGACAGAGGAACGGACCAAGCACAAGGAACACGCCCUAGGCUUGACGCCCACGGCAGAUACCUUCGAUACCCGGACCAGCACAUCGCAGAUCUUUGAUCUGAUCAGAGGCACGAUCUCCGUCAGCAGUCCCAAAGCAGUGUUAAAACUCGUGGAAGUCUUCAAGGGGUUGGACAAAUCCAUGGACCGGCUCCAGCUGGUGCGUGUGAUCAAUCGCUUCAACAAGGAAUCUGCAAGCCUUGAUGGCCACAGAUUUGUGGAAAUGCACGUACUCUUCCGCAACGGCGUCCGUGCGGCUGCCUGUGGACGAGAAGACAAAUCCGUGGAUUUGACCAUGGUUGGUGAAGUCUGCAUCGUGCUGGAGGAUUUUCUCAAGGUUCACAAGCGCAGGCAUUUGCUCUACAAGCUGAAGGAGGGUGUCUUUGAUUGGAGCCCGGAUGACGAUGAACUGGACAACGACGUGGACUUGGAGAGUUCCCUCCGUGGGGACGAUCUGCCACAAUAG
Messenger RNA from Cladocopium goreaui, 2610 nucleotides. NCBI's taxonomy places the organism in Eukaryota, Dinophyceae, Suessiales, Symbiodiniaceae. The record is from the annotation of a GenBank genome assembly.